UAUUUAUAAAUAAAUUUAAUGGAUAAUGGCCCAUGGUAUUCAAAAUAGGAGAGUAGUCCACUUAAAUUAUCAAGAAAUGCUUCGAUAACUUCUCCUAGAAGAAUGGAUAAUUCAGAAUUCAAAUUAAUAAGAGAGUACAAUAGUCAAGUCUCUAUUCCUGAACAUUAAAUACUGUCUUUUGAUCAUUUGUUAGAUGAUAUAAAUUUUGGAUAGUUUUAAUACUGGAUUUAUUGUAUUAUGGCAUUGAUGAGCAUUAGUGAAGGAGCUUAGAUAACAAUAUUUACAUUAAUGGUCCCAAUAUUAAAAAAUGAAUGGCAUAUUUCUGAUUCAUUAAAUUCACUUUAAGCAAGUUUUGUUUUUGUAAAAAUAUCAUCUUAAUUAAGGUAGGAUACUUAGUAGGAUCAAUGUUGUCAGGACAAUUAGCUGAUAGAGUAGGUAGAAGGAAACCGUUUCUAAUUAGCUCUUUUUUUACAUGUUUGUUAUCUUUAGGUACAAUAGCUUGCUAAGAGAUUUAUUCGCUUUUAGUUGUUAGAGCAUUAUUAGGAAUUUUAGGUAUAAUUUAUAAAAAUAAUAAAUAAAUAGUUGGUCUAUUUGCGCCAUGUGGAGUAACAAUGAUUUCUGAGAUUACUCCUGGUCAUUUAAGAGGAAGAUACAUGGGAUUAAUAACAUUGACAUUUGCAAUAGGUUAAUUAUUUGGUUUAUUUGUUGCUGAAUUUACAUUAAUAUCUUUGGAUGAAGGCAAUUGGAGAUUAUUAACUUUUUGGUGUUGUUUACCAGGUUUUUUAGCUUGGUUUAUUAGUUUAUUUAGAUUGAGAGAGAGUCCUAGAUUUGCGUUAUUAAGUGGUUAAAAAGAAUUAGCAUACAAUAUUAUAGAUGAGAUGAUUCGAUUAAAUGGUUCUUAAAUCUAAUUUAAUGAUGAAAUGAAGAUUAAAUUAUCAAAUUGGACUCAUGCUAUGAAUAGAAUUGCGAAAAAUUAAAAUAAUGUAGUAAAUAUCUUUAUCUUAAGGCAUCAGUUAUGUCACUGUUUGAAAAUAAUAGAUUCUUUUUGACUAUUUUAAUUUGGUUCAAUUGGUUCAUACUUUCAUUUAUUUAUUAUGGAAUAGUACUUUUAUUGCCAGAUAUUUUAUCACAUAUUGAAUCAACUUAAACAGGAAGGGAUAAAAUUAUUUAAUUAGUGAUUUCAUGUAUCAGCGAUAUUUUAGGUGCAGUAGCAGCUGCCUUCUUUAUUGAAUUAAAAGGCUUCGGAAGGAAGAAUUCUUUAAUUAUAUUCUUUACAAUCUAAGCCAUAACAGCAAUCUUGGCAUUUUAUGAUGUUGAACAUCAUUUUAUAUAUUGGGCAACUGCUUCUAAGUUUUUCUUAUCAAUGACAUUCAUAUUUUCGUAUUCAUAAUAAAUUAAUUUUAGAUUUUAAUAUACAGCUGAAGUAUAUCCAACCAAAAUCCGAACAACAGGAAUAGGUAUGGCCAAUGGAAUUGGAAGAUUAGGAGGAGUGAUUAUGCCAUGGAUAUGUAUGUACAUGAAUAGCUAACAACUAAGAAGUCCUUUUAUAUUAUUUUCCAUUCUCUCUAUUAUUACGUCAUUUUCAAAUUGUAUGUUGCCAUUUGAGACUUUAGGAAAAGAAUUGGAAUGACU
Molecule: messenger RNA, 1632 nt
Organism: Paramecium sonneborni
Lineage: Eukaryota; Ciliophora; Oligohymenophorea; Peniculida; Parameciidae
Source: the annotation of a GenBank genome assembly